GAAAAAAGAGAAGCAGGACAGCUGAAGCCACGGACACGGAAUGAGCCGUUGGGAGCCAGGGCUGGAUGCGGAUUGCCAACGCAGGCAGUAGGUGACUGAGAUGGGCGUUCGUCUAGGCUGCUUGAGCGACUCCCCAUGGUGGUGGCCGCUGCUGCUGCUACUCUGCACUGCCCCCCGGUGCCAAGGCCGGCCGUUCGCAACGCCCUUGCCAGCAGUCAACGUGGCAGUGGUGUUCAGCGGCUCGGCCUACCAGCAGGAGAUCAAGGGGCGUCUCAGCAGGGAGAACUUCAUGGACCUGCCCUUGGAGGUGAACCCCAUCACAGUGCUGGUAAACAACACCAACCCUCGGACCCUGCUCACACGCAUCUGUGACACACUGGCGGCCAACCGCGUCCAUGGCGUGGUGUUUGAGGACAAUAUUGGCUCGGAAGCCGUGGCACAGAUCCUGGACUUCAUUGCACUGCAGACGGCCGUGCCCAUCGUGGGCAUCAGCGGGGGCUCCGCCAUGGUCCUGCCACAUAAGGGCGACGGCUCCACGUUCCUCCAGCUGGGAUCCUCCAUCGAGCAGCAGAUCAACGGCAUGUUCAAGGUGAUGGAGGAGUACAACUGGGACAGUUUCGUGGUCAUCACCAGCCUGUACCCGGGCUAUGAGGUCUACGUGGACUAUGUCAAGACCUUCACCGACACCAGCUACUUCAUGUGGGAACUGCAGGACGUGCUGACCUUCGACAUGUCUGCUGACGGCAUGAACGACAUCCGGGCACGGCGCCUGCUGCAGCAGAUCGACGCCCAGGUGCUGCUGGUAUACUGCUCCCAUGAGGAGGCCCAGUACCUGUUCAGUAUGGCCGGAGAGGCCGGCCUGCUGGGGCCUGGCUACAUCUGGAUCCUCCCCAGCCUUGCCGUAGGGAACCCAGACAUGCCCCCACCAAACAGCUUCCCUGUGGGCCUCAUCAGCAUCAUCACCGACCGCUGGCGGAUGAGCCUGAGGAAGAGGGUGCGGGACGGGGUGGCCAUCGUGGUCAAAGGGGUGCAGAGCUUCCGCAAACAGAGGGGCUUCAUCCCCGAGGGCCACAACGACUGCCACAGCCCUGUUAGGGCAUCUUCUAAUGAUACACUAUUCAGGCACAUGUUAAACGUAACAUGGGAACACAACGACUUCUCGUUCAACCCUGAAGGGUACCUGAUCAACCCAGCCAUGGUCAUCAUCACCUUAGACCGGGAGAGACAGUGGGAUAAGGUGGGGAACUAUGAGAUGGGGAUCCUGCAGAUGAGAUACCCGGUGUGGCCUCGCUACGGCACUUAUCUGGAGCCUGUAUCAGAUAACAGACACUUGACUGUGGCCACCCUGGAGGAACGUCCCUUUGUCAUAGUGGAGGCUGUCGACCCCAUGACUGGGACCUGUGUCAGCAACACUGUGCCCUGCCGCCGCCAGUCCAACAAGACAGAGAC
Molecule: messenger RNA, 1449 nt
Organism: Coregonus clupeaformis (lake whitefish)
Lineage: Eukaryota; Metazoa; Chordata; Actinopteri; Salmoniformes; Salmonidae
Product: glutamate receptor ionotropic, NMDA 2C-like
Biological process (GO): long-term synaptic potentiation; monoatomic ion transport; synaptic transmission, glutamatergic
Cellular component (GO): postsynaptic membrane; plasma membrane; NMDA selective glutamate receptor complex
Molecular function (GO): transmitter-gated monoatomic ion channel activity involved in regulation of postsynaptic membrane potential; NMDA glutamate receptor activity
Source: RefSeq, a predicted model, not a curated record